Dryobates pubescens (Downy woodpecker) is the source of this 423-nucleotide messenger RNA. RefSeq names its product chromosome 8 C3orf85 homolog (gene C8H3orf85). The record is from RefSeq and is a predicted model, not a curated record. Bases 60 to 422 code for a protein of 120 amino acids. The transcript is spliced from 4 exons. Lineage: Eukaryota; Metazoa; Chordata; Aves; Piciformes; Picidae.
CCAGAAUAAAACCCUACAACCUCUGCUUCACAAAGGAAGCAUUCUCUGGAUAAUUUGCCAUGGCUCCUAAGACGUGUCAAAUGUUGGUGUCUGCUCUGCUGUUUACAGCCUCUCUUUCAGGUGUCCUUGGAGCACCUUUUCUGACAGAAGACUCAGCAAAUCAAUUCAUCCGACUCAAGCGGCAGAUACCAUACUCGCAGAGCUACUGGGACCCCAGCAGCAGCCAGAGUGCAUGGGGACACACCAUGGCUGAACAGUUUAGUGAAUCGUGGACAGCUUUGAGAAACACAGCACAAUAUUACAUGGACUGGAGUUCUUUGGCCUUUGAUCCUUCAGUUGCCAGUGACACCAUCAAGUCUUACAUGGACAUGUUCCAGCAGUCUGGGACUCACCUACAGCAACAGACAAGAAUGAGCUAUUGAA